Cercocebus atys (sooty mangabey) is the source of this 4076-nucleotide messenger RNA. It is a transcript of the gene SIRT5, whose product is annotated as sirtuin 5. The transcript is spliced from 8 exons. Lineage: Eukaryota; Metazoa; Chordata; Mammalia; Primates; Cercopithecidae. The record is from RefSeq and is a predicted model, not a curated record. Gene Ontology annotation, molecular function: protein-succinyllysine desuccinylase activity; NAD+ binding; protein-malonyllysine demalonylase activity. Bases 1776 to 2717 code for a protein of 313 amino acids.
UUCCUUCUCUUUAGUUUUUUAGAAGAGUUUGAAAAGAAUUGGUAUUAGUUCUUCUUUAAAUAUUUGGUAGAAUUCAGGUCAUCAGUGAAGCCGUCAGGUCCUGAGUUUUCUGUAAAUUUUUUUCUCUCAAAUUUCUGAUAUAAUAUUUCACUUCUGUCUUUUAGAAUUGGUAGGGUGUCCCCCUUUUUCACAGAGAACAUACAGGCUUUUAAAAAUAAUCUGUUAGGUGAGUUGCAGAUUUCAUGAAAAGGCAUCAUUAAAUGACAUUACUUGGAUUAAUGUCAGUUUAUAAGAACCUGCCUAGCACCCAGAAAGCUCCCAAUGACUGAUCAGUGAGUUUGUUUCCUCCCCUAAGGCCUCUUUUCCCACCUGGAAGAUAAAAUCGAGGCAGGAGUCUUCACCCAGGGUAGUUUUCACCCCUGAGGCUAGUGGGCUGGAUAACCUGAGUCCUCUCUCCUCUAACUCUUACAGUGAUGCCCUGGCACCCUUCUGACAUUGCUUCUAAAUUUGAACAGGGUUGUAACCUUGUGGAAACUAGAACCACUGCCUGCCCUGACCCCCUAGAAAAGCAGAUACAUGUUGGCACAAAGGAUGUUUUCAAUAAAGACUUUGUAGUAGUAACCUUAAAAGACUAUUUAGUAGCAAAUACUAAAAUGUGUUUAGACUUUUAGUCUAGUCUUAAAAUACUUUGUAGUCACAAAUAAAGACUAAGAAAAUAGUUUUAUGUUAUGAACAUUUAUGAUCUUGGGAAUAAUUCCAGGCAUCAUUGUUCUUAAUUUCUUUUAAAUUCUUAAUGACUUACAAUCCUACCUUCAUGCCUGAUAAAAAAUAUGACAGUUUAUUCAGUAGUUUUUUAAAAUUCUUUUACAGUAAGUGGAAAUGUUUUCUAAUAUUUAAAAUAAAAAAACCUACAGAAGAAGAAAAUAAUUUUCUGGAUCAAAUUAGAAGUCUGUAUUAUAUUGUUAUCUCCAGAUUCAAAUAUAUUAGAAAGCAGUAGUGGAGACAACCAUAUUCAUCUUUGGGAGAAAUAAUUAAAGAUAUGUAUUAAGCUCAAGAUGAUAGCCUAAGUAACUUCACACAGCAUAUAAGAAGCUUUUAGUUAUGGUUAGGCAGUACUCAGAGUUUUAAUCUUCACACUUUUCAAGACAUGCAAGUUUAAUAAUUGUCAUCUGUAACGAUAUUUUUAAAACUUCAUGCCCCUAAUUACUGAAGCUGGGUGAUGAGAAUAUAAGGGUUCCCCAUACUACACUGUUUAUUUUUGUAUAUAUUUAAGUUUUUCCAGAUUUUAACAAAAAACCCACAAACUAUAGUAACACUUCAUUUGUUCCUUACUGAGUUUUCCAGGUAAAUUGAAGUUUGUUAAAAGUUUAUCGUGCCCAUGCUAGUUGAAGGUCAUGGCAAUCCGUUUUCCCCAAGCUUUUUUUAAAUCAAGCACUGGGGUGAUAUUCAUGUUGGUUGGAUGUCACCAUUGUCACUGAGUCUCGGAGCUGCUCACCAGAGUGGCUGCUGGGGCCCAUGAGUCUGUUCACUUCCCUCUAGCAGCCAGUCUGCCUGCCUUCCCUGCAGAAAUGACUUUAGGCAGCCAGACAGCCCUGUCCCCUGAGGUUGUUCUGGAGACACUACACCAUGUUUCUCUAACCUGUUCUCUUUUCAGUUGCAAUCUUCUUCUGCAGUCUUUUUGAUUGCAGAAGAGACAGGAUACAUUGAAAACGUGUUGACUUGCUUGCUUAUUUGCAGGCCACCUCAAGCAUUAGAACUACCAACAAACAACCCUGAUGCGACCUCUCCAGAUUGUCCCAAGUCGAUUGAUUUCCCAGCUGUAUUGUGGCCUGAAGCCUCCAGCCUCUACACGAAACCAGAUUUGCCUGAAAAUGGCUCGGCCAAGUUCAAGUAUGGCAGAUUUUCGGAAGUGUUUUGCAAAAGCAAAGCACAUAGUCAUCAUCUCAGGCGCAGGUGUUAGUGCGGAAAGUGGUGUUCCGACUUUCAGAGGAGCUGGAGGUUACUGGAGAAAAUGGCAAGCCCAGGACCUGGCGACUCCCCUGGCCUUUGCCCACAACCCGUCCCGGGUGUGGGAGUUCUACCACUACCGGCGGGAGGUCAUGGGGAGCAAGGAGCCCAACGCCGGGCACCGCGCCAUAGCCGAGUGUGAGACCCGGCUGGGUAAGCAGGGCCGGCGAGUCGUGGUCAUCACCCAGAACAUCGAUGAGUUGCACCGCAAGGCUGGCACCAAGAACCUUCUGGAGAUCCAUGGUAGCUUAUUUAAAACUCGAUGUACCUCUUGUGGCGUUGUGGCUGAGAAUUACAAGAGUCCAAUUUGUCCAGCUUUAUCAGGAAAAGGUGCUCCAGAACCUGGAACUCAAGAUGCCAGCAUCCCAGUUGAGAAACUUCCCCGGUGUGAAGAGGCUGGCUGCGGAGGCUUGCUGCGCCCUCACGUCGUGUGGUUUGGGGAAAACCUGGAUCCUGCCAUUCUGGAGGAGGUUGACAAAGAGCUCGCCCGCUGUGAUUUAUGUCUAGUGGUGGGCACUUCCUCUGUGGUGUACCCAGCAGCCAUGUUUGCCCCCCAGGUGGCUGCCAGGGGCGUGCCAGUGGCGGAAUUUAAUAUGGAGACCACCCCAGCUACGAACAGAUUCAGGUACUGGGAUACCCUGAUGGGAGAGGGCGAUGUGGGAGGCAGGUGCAGACAUAGUCAUCUAAACAUAGUUGACCUACUCCUCUAAUUUUUAAAAAAGACACAGGGUUUGUGUUUUUUUGUUUCAUCUGCAGUUGCUUUUAUGGAAGAACAAAAUCAUUCACUGUAGACUAAGGUAGGGUAGCUCUGUCAUUGUACAUGACAUUUGCCGUGGGACUUUUGUUUGUUCACAUUUUGAAAGCUCUUCUUUGAUUCCUUAGGCUUUGCUUUCCCUUACAUUUUUAAGCUAGACUUAGUGAUGGCCUUUAGUUGUAGGUUACCCAGAUGCUCCGCAAGUAAGCCUGGGAGAUGCCCUUGCAGAACCUCAUCACCUGCCGUUCUCACUGGGAGGCCACCUGGCAGAUUCCCCUUUGGUCUAAUCGCCAAGGUUAUCUGUAUCUGUGGCCAUAUUUUGACACUGAUCCUGCUUCCCAAGUUUGGGUGGGAAGUGUAGAUUGUCAUAGUAUGCAUUUUUAGUCUUAUUCCUGAGUCUGUUUUAUGUCUUCACCCUUCUGUCUUUUUUCUCACUCCAACAUUUUUUGCCUUUACUUCUUAUUCUUGUCCAUCUAGUUAAUUCCUUUUGAAUAAGUUAGACUAUAAAUAAGCAGUAAAUGAAUAUAAAUGAAUAAAAUAGAAAACUUCAUUGAAACAUCUUGUCAUUACUUUAAUCAGCAGUUUCCAACCUUGGCUGCAUAUUUUAAAAAUACUGAUGCCUGGGGGCCACUUCAUGAAAUUUCAGUGUCAUUGCUCUGAGUUGCAGCCCAGACAUCAUCAUUUGAUAAGCUUCCUAGGUGAUUCCAGUGUGCAGCCAGGAUAGGAACCACUCUUCAAAGUCUUUGCUGGGAUUUAAAAAAAAAAGGAAAAAAGAAAAGGGGCCACAGACACUUAAGUAGGCCCCUCCUCAGGUGAGUGAACUGGCUCUGGGCCUCUUCUUUUCCAUGUAUCUUUUUGAUCAGCUACAGCCUGUGUUCUUGAUCCAUAGUUCUUCAUUUGUGUGUGAGUAGUAGGAACUAAGAAGAUAGCCUUAAAAAAAAAUUGCCUCCUAUGCUAAAGUUAUACUUUGAAAACUACAGAACAUUGCUGAAAGAAAUAAAGAAGGCCUAAAUGAAUGGAAACAUAUCCAAUGUUCAUGGAUUGGACAACUUAAUAUGAUUAAGAUGGCAAUGCUCACCAAAUUGAUCUAUGGGCUCAAUCAACUCAGUCCUUAUCAAAAUCACAACUGGCUUUUUACAACAAUUAAUUGAAAAGAUUACUCUAAAAUUCAUAUGAAAAUGCAAGUGACCCAAAAUAGCCAAAACAAAAUGAAAAAUGAAGUUGGAGAACUCAUACUUCCCAGUUUCAAAACUUACUACAUAUUAGCUGGGCAUGGUGGCACAUGCCUAUAAUCCUAGCUACUUGGGAGGCUGAG